Molecule: messenger RNA, 519 nt
Organism: Microthlaspi erraticum
Lineage: Eukaryota; Viridiplantae; Streptophyta; Magnoliopsida; Brassicales; Brassicaceae
Source: the annotation of a GenBank genome assembly
AUGAGUACGAUGAAGCCAAGCCGGAGCGACGAGAUUACCGAUCCGGAUCAGCAGAUCAAGAACGCGAACCAGAUCAGAGCUGAUUUCGAUUCCCUGGCCCCUAAACGGCCCACCAAACCCACCCGCAGCGAACCCGGACCUCCUGGAUCUUUCUCCACUUCCGACCAAACCACCGACCAUCCGGAGGCUGACAAGUUCCAAUCUCUCCAGUCACAACCUCAUGGUAAUAUUCUGGGAGAGGGAGAUUCAUCUGCAGUUCAAGAUGACUUCUUGGAGACAGAGUAUUACACGAAUCUCUCCGCCACUGAUAAGCAACACCACACGACCGGAAGUGGGUUUAUAAAUGUGGCGAAGGAAGGCGACGGUGAAGAGGCAGUGAUCGCCGCCGCUGUAACCGAAGACGGAGGAGAAAAGGCGGUCUACAGAAGCAAUCCGGCGACGAAUGAAUGGAUUCCUGCGGCGGAGGAAGAUCAUGUUGACGAAUCUUCGUCUAAACCAAACCGGAGUGAGAGUUCUUGA